Asparagus officinalis (garden asparagus) is the source of this 1765-nucleotide messenger RNA. RefSeq lists its product as uncharacterized. The record is from RefSeq and is a predicted model, not a curated record. The transcript has 8 exons. Gene Ontology annotation, molecular function: ribosome binding; translation initiation factor activity. Lineage: Eukaryota; Viridiplantae; Streptophyta; Magnoliopsida; Asparagales; Asparagaceae. Bases 83 to 1498 code for a protein of 471 amino acids. Gene Ontology annotation, biological process: ribosome disassembly; translational initiation.
GCAUCUCCUUCACUCUUCUUUGUAACCCUCUUCAUAGUUCAAAGCUCUCUCCAGCGAGAAAAAGGGCAAAAAGGGGGAAAAAAUGGCCCUUUGGAAUCAAAUCCGACGCUCUGGACUCCAACGACUCGUUCAAACCCAUCAAAACCCUAGCUUUAUCUCCGCCCCUGUGAGAUCCUUCGCGGUUCCUGCUCAUGUGAAGGCUAAGCAAAUCGAAGAACCGAGCGGACCGAGGCUCAAUGGGGAUAUUACUGCUCAAUACGUUCGACUAGUCACUGAGCAAGGACAUGGUGUUGUGUCAAGGCGGGAGGCACUUGAUCGUGCAAAACAGCUGAACCUUGAUUUAGUUGAGGUUCAACGGACAGCCGAUCCACCAGUUUGCAAGCUCAUGGAUUUUCACAAGGAGAAGUUCAAACAAGAAGUGAAGGAAAAGGAAAAAGUAAAAACCAAGUCCACACCUCAACUGAAAAAUGGGGAGAAUAAAGAAGUUCGCUUUACAGCAAAAACUGAAUUGAAGGACCUGAAAAUAAAAGCCAACACAAUUACUAGACUGAUGGAGCGUGGUUACAGAGUGAAGUGCACAGUUUUGCCCUCGGGUAAAGAAGAAGAAGAUUUGAGAGGGCUGUUAGCGCGCAUUUUAGAGUUGGUAGAAGAUGUUGCUGUUGUGGAAAGUGGACCACACAUAGUAGACACAAAGCAAGCAUAUAUAAUAGUGAGGCAUACCAUGUUUUCGACAAAAAAAUCUGUGAAGAAAGCUGUCAAAGCUUUGGAUGCUGUGAAUAGUGUUCAGAGUGUAAAGAACAACAUCCAAGAGAAGUCUCUUCAGUCUGAUACUGAAAUUGAGGUUCUUUCUGAUCAAAAUGCCAAUGAUCAGGAAGAAGUUAUUGUCUUUGAUGCUAAAAGGAACCCGAGAGAGGAUCAAAAUAGCUCUAAACCAUUACCACAGAUAAAUUUGAAGACUCCCAUUGCUCCUCCUAUUGCAUCAAAACCAGAGCCUUCUGUUGUUCAAGUAAACCGAUAUGCCAAACAAAGCGACCCCAAUAGGUUCCCUCAGAAUAGAGAGAGAAUGCCACACCAAGCUACAAGAAACGAAACUGAUCCGCAGCGAAGGCAAUUUCACCCCAACAAUCCUCAUGGAAGAUUCAAUUCCGCAAAACCCGCUGAAUUUGUUGAUCGAAAUAAACUUGGAACUCCAGUUAUGAGUAAGCCCAGUAAUCCGAGUUCAUCACCACCGAGCCAUGGAAAAUUUAGUUCUUCUCAAAACCCUAGUCAACCGAGACCAGGCUAUGGAAUUUUCAGCUCAACAACAAAGCCUGCUGGCUCUAGUGAUCAUAGAACAGAAAACACAAAUGUGCCCAACACCGAAAAUACUAGUAAUUCAACUAAGAACUAUGGGGUUUUCAGUGCCAAUAAACCUGUUGGUUCCGGUGAUCCAAAGAGCUCUAGUACAACAAAACCGAUCUUCAGUAAUAAAUCGAAAGCUGGCUCAGCUGGUGCUUAAAAGUCUUUUGGGAUAGAAAAUGAAGGUAUUGUGAAAGUAUGGGUUUUGAUAGUUGUAGACAAAGGCUAUGGGGAGUAUUUAAAGAGCCACUUCCCCUAAGAUCCGUUACAGCUUUUUUUUUUGUACUGAGAUGGAACUGCAAAUAGCGUGACUGCUGGAAUUUUCUGUUAAUUAUUCUCAUGGAAUAAUGUCUUUUUUGGGGCAUAAUACACCGAUAAUUUGUAAUGCUAAUUAUUUUUUUGUUCCCAUUUUUUGUUGACGAUCGAU